GUUUUUGCUGAGCCCUUCAUCAGCCUUUUUGCUUUGGAGAACUGUGAAGGCAGAGAGCUUCAUUUGCAAGAAGCUGUCAGUUCUGUUCUGAAUAAGGAUCUUCACUUUCUUACCCAAUCCAUGUGGGUGAGAAGUGGACAGUGGAUUGCAUAUGAAGGAAGCAACUUCUUGGGAAAGCAAUUUCUUCUUGAACCUGGCAAGAUUUUAAACUGGACCCACUUUAGUGCUUGGAAAGCCAUUGGCUCCCUUCGUCCUCUGAAGCAGCCAGCCGUAUACCUUAGAAUAAAGAACAGAUCCCAAGAUAAGUAUUUGACCGUUGCUGGGAAUCUAACAGACGCAAGAGCUUCAUCAGUAUGUCUUUCCCCACUAAAUGGCAAGGAUACACAGAUCUGGCGCUACAGAUGUGGACUCAUCAAAUCCAAGGUUAAUGAUGCUUGCCUUGAUGUCAUUGGAGGCAAAGAUGCACCAGGAGCUAAAGUAGCACUAUGGGUGGAGCAUGGAAAGGCAAGACAAAAAUGGACAUUGAACCAGGAUGGGACUAUCAGCUCAUACCUCAGUGAACAGCUUGUUCUUGAUAUCAAAGGAGGAUAUUACUACGACAGGAAUCACAUUAUUGUAAACCAGCUCAAUAUAAGUGAAUAUACACAGAGAUGGGACUUUGAGAUAUUAUGAGUUGCCCUCAUGAGUCGUGACUGUAAAGACAUUAAAACAUGGACCAAUGUGACAUGAAGAUAACUCUUGGACAAACUACUUGAAGUCACACAACACUGGACCACAGAGAAUCUGCCUGACUUCACCAUAUUUGGCAUAGAGUCAACAAAGGUUCUUGGGUGUUUUUUUUAAAAAAACCCUAGGCUAUGGAAAGUUAAUCCUAUAUAAGUAGUGUUGUUAGAAAGGACUGGUGGCAGAUUUAGCACAGAGUAAUGACCAGUAGCAGAUGUUACCAUGGUGACUCUAAAGCCUCUUAUUGCUUAUUUAUUUUGUGUU
This is a messenger RNA of Gekko japonicus, 987 nucleotides long. It is a transcript of the gene CRYBG3, whose product is annotated as crystallin beta-gamma domain containing 3. Gene Ontology annotation, biological process: lens development in camera-type eye; visual perception. The record is from RefSeq and is a predicted model, not a curated record. NCBI's taxonomy places the organism in Eukaryota, Metazoa, Chordata, Lepidosauria, Squamata, Gekkonidae. The transcript has 5 exons. Gene Ontology annotation, molecular function: structural constituent of eye lens. The annotation marks the transcript as partial.